AUGCCUGAGGUAGAACAGCGGUUGUUUGUUAGGAGCGCCUCGACUUACGAGCCUAUGGAUGUUGACAGCGAACACAAACAUCUUGAGUCUAAGACGAGGCACGAAGACAAUAUCACUCUUGACUUCAUGCAGAUCGACAGCGAAGACACGACAGCGAGGAUCUCUGUGAAGUCGACUUUUGGACCCGGAGCUUUUAGCAAGCUCCCCACAGAUCGCAUGGGGUUAGAGCAUUCGAAAACCAGGAAGAAUUCCGCCAAUAUAGUGUCAUGCCGCAGGUCCAAGAGCCAGAAAGUCCAAGGCCAGCUUGGCACAUCAAUGACCCAGAAUUUUAAACAACAUACUCCGAUCCAUCAUCAGAAGUGGCGACUACCUAAAUCACCAGGGAAAGACCUUGAGAAGAUCCGCAAGAGAAAGUUAGCACGUGUGACUUCCCUUAGCCAUAGGCUCGUCGGAAACGAGCCGUUGAACUCCUUCGCCGAGAAUUGCCAAAAGACGAUAGCAGACUGGAUCUCACUACUGAGCAAGACAACAUUACCAAGUGACAUCGAGAGUUCAGACCCCUAUAUCAUUACCGCAUUUAAGGCUAUGGACAGUGUUAUUUGUGGACAAUAA
This is a messenger RNA of Fusarium vanettenii 77-13-4, 612 nucleotides long. RefSeq lists its product as uncharacterized. The transcript has a single exon. Lineage: Eukaryota; Fungi; Ascomycota; Sordariomycetes; Hypocreales; Nectriaceae. Bases 1 to 612 code for a protein of 203 amino acids. The record is from RefSeq and is a predicted model, not a curated record.